Molecule: messenger RNA, 1182 nt
Organism: Parascedosporium putredinis
Lineage: Eukaryota; Fungi; Ascomycota; Sordariomycetes; Microascales; Microascaceae
Source: the annotation of a GenBank genome assembly
AUGUUAUCCAAGCAACUCUAUCUGUUCGGCGCCCUUCUGGGCGCUUCCUCAGUGCUGGCGCAAGAAAGCACCAUCCCCGACGAGUGCGCCGGUAUCGAGGCCCCGGAUUCUUUCGAGCCCGUAACCCAGCUACCCAGCCCCUUUGAGUUCUUUGAUGGCUCGGCCGUGGAAACCAAGGACGAUUGGGCGUGUCGUCGUGGCGAGAUCCGCGCCAUGAUUGAAAAGUUUGAACUCGGAGCCAAGCCUGCUAAGCCUGCCGAGUUCAAAGCCUCAAUGUCCGGCAACUCCAUCUCCAUUGAUGUUACGGACAAUGGCAAGUCCAUAUCCUUCUCCGCCUCCAUCAAGCUACCUUCGGGUACGGGGCCCUUCCCGGCCAUAAUCGCGUUUGGAGGCGCUUCCAUACCUGUCCCCAACGACGUGGCUGUCAUCACGUACAACAACGAGCAGAUCGCCGCUACGGACCCUGGUGGCAAGGGUCUCUUCUACCAGCUGUACCCAACAUCGACGGGCGGUUUGAUGGCAUGGGCAUGGGGUGUCAGCCGUAUCCUCGAUGCCCUCGAGGAGCUCGGCGCCGACGCGACCAAGAUCGACGCGGCCCGAAUCGGCGUGACCGGUUGCUCGCGCAAUGGCAAGGGUGCGCUCGUCGCCGGCGCGUUUGACGACCGCGUCGCGCUUACGCUCCCCCAGGAGGGCGGAUCCGGAGGCCCCGGGUGCUGGCGUCUAGCAGCGGAUAUGAAGAGCCGGGGGAUCAACGUCGAGGACGGGCCGCAGAUUGUCACCGGCGACCAGUGGUUCGCCCCUGUCUUCUCCGAUUACGUUCCCAAGAUUGAAACCCUGCCCCACGACCACCACCAGCUCAUGGCCCUCGUGGCGCCCCGCGGCCUGCUCGUGAUUGAGAAUAGCGGCAUCGACUACUUGGGCCCGUGGAGUUCCUACGGGUGCUCGAUGGCGGCGCAGACCGCCUUUGAGGCGCUAGGCGUGAAGAACAACUUUGGAAUCUCUCAGGUUUCGCACGGAUCCAGUCACUGCCAGAUGCCUUCUUCUCAAAAUCCGUAUGUGACAGCGUUCAUGGAUAAGUUCCUGAAGGGUGCGGAGGCUGAUACCACCAUUUUUGCCACGGAUGGGACGUGGGACUUUGAGGCGGGUGACUGGAUCGGAUGGUCGACACCCGAACUAUCAUAG